This is a messenger RNA of Schistocerca nitens (vagrant locust), 2828 nucleotides long. RefSeq names its product ribokinase-like. Lineage: Eukaryota; Metazoa; Arthropoda; Insecta; Orthoptera; Acrididae. The transcript is spliced from 7 exons. Bases 154 to 1125 code for a protein of 323 amino acids. Gene Ontology annotation, biological process: D-ribose metabolic process. The record is from RefSeq and is a predicted model, not a curated record. Gene Ontology annotation, molecular function: ribokinase activity.
UUGACGUGUAACUAGUGGCAGAGCGCGAAUACAAAAUUAGACAUAACUGUGGUCGUAAACAGUGUCAUUGUUGGUUAUCACUCUAGAGAUGUGCGAUAACCUCUUACGUAAACGGCGAAGAUAACGUUUAAAGCCGUCGAACUUAAAGUUGCGAUGGCGAAUCCAGAAAUUGUGAUUGUAGGUUCCUGUAUGAUAGAUCUUUGCUGUUACGUGUCACGCUUACCAAGAUCGAGCGAGACACUGGAAGGUUACAAGUUUAAGAAAGGUUUUGGAGGAAAAGGUGCAAAUCAGUGUGUAUCGGCUGCUAGAUUGGGAGCUCGAACUGGACUAGUAGCUCGCUUGGGUGAUGAUGUGUUCGCAAAGGAGUACCUCGAGGAGCUACAGAAUGGUGGGAUUAAUACAAAGCAUGUCACAAUUACGAAAGGUGUCUCCAGUGGAAUGGCCCAGAUAACAGUGGCUGAUAGUGGGGAAAACCAGAUAGUGAUUGUACCUGGAGCUAAUACAUAUCUUGAUGAACAAGACAUAAAUAACGCCAAGGAAAUGAUUAUAAAUGCUAAGAUUGUCCUUUUCCAAAUGGAGACACCUCUUAAGACUACAAUGCAUACUCUUCAGCUCAUGCAAGGAAAUAAGGGAAUUUCCAUCCUGAAUGUAGCACCAGCCAGUUCCUGCCUUCCUCCAGAGAUUUACGACCUUGUUGACAUAUUGUGUGUCAAUGAAGUUGAGGCUGAAACAAUAUCAGGCCAUUCUGCAUCAUCCGUCAGUGAAGCAAUUCUGGUAGCAAAAGAUCUGCAAAAGAGGUCCAAAUCUGGUCGAUGUUCCAUCGUCCUGACACUGGGUGAAUUUGGAGCAGUAGUUGCAGAAGCUGGAGGAAAGGAUGCAAUCCAUAUACCAGUUCCACAGCAUAAGAGUACUUUUGGUGCUGCACCAGUUGUCGAUUCAACAGGUGCUGGAGAUUCAUUCUUGGGUGCACUGGCAUUCUUCCUCGCACGCUGCCCAAAGUUGUUGUUAACUGAGAUGGUCAGCAGGGCAUGUGCUGUGGCAUCCAUCAGUGUACGAGGAGAAGGAACACAGACUAGUUUCCCUUAUGCACAUCAACUACCACCUGAAAUAUUAAUGAAUUGCUGAUAUUGUACAUAAUAUUUGUGAACUGGGUGCAUUAUUUCAUUACACUGCUUUUGGAAGACUGUCAGCAUUGUUAAGUUGAACACAGGGUGCUUUGUUAAUUUCCAUAGUGAGAAGCCAACAGAAGUAAAACUUUUAUGGAUAAAAGCUUUUGGAUAAUGUGAUAUCAAUAGCUGAGUUGUAAGGGAUAAAUGAUACUAACACAUGUUACAAUUUCAUAAUGUAAAAUUAUGUAACAAUAAUAAUAUCAGGUGGUAUGCAGGAGAGAGUCUCAUAAUACAAUUAAUUUCAAUAUUUAUUGAGCAAUUCACAACAAAUAAGAAACACACAAGCAAACUGCAAGAUUUCCAUGUUAACAUAUUGCCAGUUUGCUGUCAUCCUGUGAUUUUUGGCUGACACCUGUUCAACCUUUCAUUUCCAUAUUAUGAAUUCAGCAAUCGAGAUAUUGAAAUUCACUAUCUUCUUCUGUAUUAAUACAGUGCACACCAACAGUGGUGACUCAACAGUCAAAUGAAAUGAGAAACAUAACACUAACCCAAGAGAUGGAAAAUAUUAUAAAUCUGAAACAAGUUAACAUUUAUUUUGUGAAGUGUUUACUGUUAGAAUUACUGGGUACAAAAAUGGAAUAAAAGUUAAUGAAAAACAAAAAUUACCUACACUGUGAAAAACUGACAACUGAUAUAAAGACAGCAACAGUUUCUAUAAAUGCACAUUACUUCAUGUGGUAAAAACAAUUUUUUUUUUGCUAUCGUACACAAAUGUACACCAUAUUUUCUGCAGAUAUGUGCACAGCUUUUUGGGCAGAGUUUGCACCAUGCUUGCUUGACAUCAUACUGUGCCCAAUGACCAUUUUUUGUCAUAUCUGACAUUAGCAGUUAGAUUUGUUGCACCUUUCUUUUCCAUAGAUUCUUCUCAAAUGCUUGGUGUCCCUUUCCUUUUCAUAUCAAAUUUUCCACUCUGUGUCAAAUCUGUUGAUAUAUCAGCUUGAAAUUACAUCAGUAAGUACUCACUGGUUUUCCCCAGCUGCUGUUGAUGACGUAUGUACAAUAGCGAACUUUUUAUGACUGCUAACCCCCCGCCCCUGCCCCCCAGAAAAAAACACCAAUAACAGAAUACCAGUCUCAUAUACCACCUCUUAGAUCAUAUGUCAGUUCUAUUUCUAUACCACCCCAAAAGCACGUCAGGUUUAUCCCUCUCAUGAAUUUGUUGUACUAUUUUACAACAAAUGAUCUGUCCACAUCUACAGACUCUUUUCUGUAGCACACCACCUUUUGCUUUUAGAUUCCAGCUCUAUGGCAGCAUAUGAAAUUGACGGCUUUCCAAUCAAACCACUAGAUUAGGGACAGGUUAGACUUAAAAGGGGAGGCCAUGAUGAUUGGAAUGCAGAUUUAUUGCAAACUUCGUACACUCGUAGUAAUCCUCGUCUGCAUUUCUCAACGAACCAGGUGCCACUUCCAUUUUUCUAGUCACGAUGUAAGGUUUUAUACUUCACGAACAAUUCGCACGUACAUUAUUUCUUCCUGCUACAUAAGCAAGGUCUCACCGCUAUACAAGUUAACCGUCAAAUGAUCCCCAUUCUACCCUGGCCCUCCCCUCGUUGGUCGUUUACUAGUUGGUAGUUAUGAAUAUUAUAUUAUUUGCGAUGAUAAAACUUUGUAGACUGCCAAAUAACAUUGUAAAUUUAAUAAAAGUUCAUCUGAUUACAA